Molecule: messenger RNA, 2073 nt
Organism: Rhagoletis zephyria (snowberry fruit fly)
Lineage: Eukaryota; Metazoa; Arthropoda; Insecta; Diptera; Tephritidae
Product: collagen alpha-1(IX) chain-like
Biological process (GO): glomerular basement membrane development
Cellular component (GO): collagen type IV trimer
Molecular function (GO): extracellular matrix structural constituent conferring tensile strength
Source: RefSeq, a predicted model, not a curated record
AUGACUUUCGCAAAAGUAGCGCUUUCAUUCCUUUUACUGGCGUUCACGUUGGCUUUUGGGCCGCAACCAAGUUUUGCUAGGAUUUCAAAGAGGCAAAGUGACGACUUCGAUUUGGCUUAUGAUGACAACGAUUUUGUGCCCGUGAGUCCUUGUAGCGUGCAGCGUGCUGGCGAUCCCGAUCUUACCAAUUAUGAUAUCAUCUCUUCAUAUCAUUUCGAUGACUACUAUCAUCAGUAUCAGGGUGUCCGGCAAAUAGUCGGUUCGUCUGGCUAUCAGACGGCCUAUCAUUUUGAGGAGUACUCCAAUAUGACUAUCGAGUCUCGGCAAGCAUUCCCGAAAGGUGUGCCCGAUGCAUUUUCUUUUGAAUGCACGUUUCGUGUACCCGAAUACGAUCCGCCAAAUGAGUUACUCUUUGAGCUCUCAGAUUACAGAUAUGAGUCACAAAUGAGUGUAAUCAUGAAUCCGAUUUAUAAUGCUCUGGAAUUCUCGUUACCCAAAUAUGAUGGUUCGCUACAGACGGUCACAUUUGAGGAACUCGAAAUUUUCGAUCAUUCAUGGCACAAAGUUAUGCUGGGCGUGACUCAAGAUGCUGUGCGUCUUUGGGUCGAUUGUGAGCCUGUACCAGAUCGAAAUGGCAGCUUGCAUACACCGCUUGACGUGCGUAGCCCCAUCGAUUCGACGGAGGGUGUCUUCGCGGUAGCACGAGAUUGCAAGACUAGAAGCACUGUGCCGAUUGAUUUGCAAUGGAUGAUCUUUAGCUGUGAUGUUGAUAAACCUGAACGCGCAACCUGUGAAGAUAUACCUAAAUACGCGAAAGCUCCCAAAGCAUUGGUGGAAAAAGAACCUGUUCCCACACCACGUCCGACACCUCGUCGUCCUGAUCUAACAUUCCUCACGACCAGCACUUAUCGGCCCUCCUUCUUGAGUUCCACACCUUCUGCACUGCAGGGCCAGGAGCUGCAUGCAUGUCCCGAAGUAUGUCCAAGAGGACCACCAGGCCCGCCAGGACCACCUGGUAUACACGGUGUACAGGGACCUCCAGGUACGCCUGGCCAAUUAAGUCCGUAUGCCAAUCAAUUGGAUGGCCGCUUGAGUAAAGGUGAGAAAGGGGAGCCAGGCGCCGUUGGCUUGCCUGGCGUAACAGGUCUAGCAGGAGAGCGUGGCUCGCCAGGAGAACCAGGCUAUAGUGGAUUACCGGGUAUUAAAGGAGAACCUGGAGAUAUAGGACCUCCUGGACCUCCGGGACCACCAGGAGUUCUUAUAUCAGGCGAGGAUAGUGAUUCUUCAAGUAGUGCAUCUAGAUUACCAGGACCAAAAGGUGACGUUGGCCUAACCGGUGUCAUGGGGCAAAAAGGAGAGCGUGGCUUGCCAGGUUUGGACGGCAGUACGGGUGAGCGCGGUGAAAUUGGACUGCCAGGCGAGAAAGGCGAACGUGGCUAUCCAGGUCCAGUUGGACCACAAGGACCACCUGGUCCGCCCGGUGAGUCUGGCACAGUGCAAAAUGAAAUUAGAAAUAUAGAAGAGCGUGAAAUACGAGAAAUCUGCUUAGCUGUUGUAAGAGAUUAUAUCAGCGAAAUCUCUUCGACACUGACGGGUCCACCUGGGCCGCCAGGUCGACGUGGUUACGGACGUCCGGGACCACCAGGUAGUCCAGGCAUACAAGGCGAACCUGGUCUUCAAGGUCCGCAAGGUGAACGGGGCUACCCUGGUCUUCCUGGUAUGCAGGGACCACAAGGUGAGACGGGAUCUCGGGGGCUGGAGGGCCAAAGGGGUGAUCGUGGCGAAGAUGGCGUAGGUCAUCCAGGCCAAAUGGGUCCACCUGGCCCACAAGGACCUGAAGGUCGUUGCGUGGAUGGUUUGCCCGGUAGACCCGGUGAACCUGGCGUGCCCGGUGCACCAGGCGAACCAGGCGGUCAUGGACCACCUGGACAGCCAGGCGUGUGCCCGGACUGCAAUGCUUAUCAAGCAGCAUAUGCCUACCCACUGUUGCUUGCGCAGCAGCAACAGAAUAAUAAAGGUCCACCGAAUUACUACAAUAAAGGACCACCAGUGAAUUAUUAUAAUAAGGGUUAA